AUGGAGUUCGCUCCUGGCAUUGGCCUAGACACCAAAUGGUUCGACUUGACAAAGCGAGAGCAACGUACUGUGGCUAUUGAAAUAGUCGAAGUCGAGAGGAAACUCUUCGGCAUUCCCUUUGGCUCAUUCGGAAGCUUAUAUUUCAAGAAGGAUAUCCCUCCCGAACUGCAGGCUGACCUCUACGCCCCUGGGGUCGAAGAUCCAUCUGGAGAUUCCGACACCUUCUGCAUUGGGCCAAUCGCAGAUGACAUGUUCUGA
Blastomyces dermatitidis ER-3 is the source of this 258-nucleotide messenger RNA. RefSeq lists its product as uncharacterized. The transcript has a single exon. Bases 1 to 258 code for a protein of 85 amino acids. The record is from RefSeq and is a predicted model, not a curated record. Lineage: Eukaryota; Fungi; Ascomycota; Eurotiomycetes; Onygenales; Ajellomycetaceae. Gene Ontology annotation, cellular component: mitochondrion.